This is a messenger RNA of Budorcas taxicolor (takin), 1143 nucleotides long. RefSeq names its product kinetochore-associated protein NSL1 homolog. NCBI's taxonomy places the organism in Eukaryota, Metazoa, Chordata, Mammalia, Artiodactyla, Bovidae. Gene Ontology annotation, cellular component: MIS12/MIND type complex; kinetochore. The record is from RefSeq and is a predicted model, not a curated record. The coding region runs from base 1 to 681 and encodes 226 amino acids. Gene Ontology annotation, biological process: mitotic sister chromatid segregation. The transcript is spliced from 2 exons.
AUGGUACAGCAGGUAAAACACGUUGACAUUACGCGUGGAACUUCGCCCCCCGGGAGGAUAACUCGAAGGACUUUCGAAUCAGCUGUGCAAGAGAAUGUCAGCAUUAAUGGGCAAGCAUGGCAGGAAGCUUCAGACAGUUGCUUUAUGGAUUCUGAUAUCAAAGUCCUUGAAGACCAGUUUGAUGAAAUCAUAGUUGAUUUAGCCACAAGACAUAAGCAGUAUCCCAGAAAGAUCCUUGAAUAUGUCAUCAAAAUCAUAAAGGCACAACAAGAGAUUCUGAAGCAGUACCACCCUGUUGUACAUCUGUUGGACCUAAAAUAUGACCCUGAUCCAGCCCCUUGGUUGGAAAACUUGAGAUGCAGAGGAGAAACAGUAGCUAAGGAAAUCAGUGAAGCCAUGAAGUCCUUACCUGCAUUAAUUGAACAAGGAGAUGGGUUUUCCCAAGUGUUAAAGAUGCAGCCUGUUAUCCAGCUCCAGAGAGUCCACCAGGAAGUCUUUUCCAGCUGCUGUAGGAAACCAGAUGGUAAAGCCGAGAGCUUUAUAGCACAGAUAGAAGCCACACCAGCAGAGACUUCUACUAGGACGACUACUGACUUGGUACUGAGAAGAAAGCGAACUAAAGACUGCCCCCAGAGGAAAUGGUAUCCGUUGCAGCCAAAGAGAAUUGAUCUUGAUACAUAAGCCCUUUUUGUUCAUUUUAAGAGGUGAAAUUAGGCACUGUCAACAUUUAGAUUACAGCCUAAUGCCUGGACAGGACUUUGUUUAAAACAGCAGAUAACUAGUGAUUCCUUAAUACAAGUAUAGUAAUGCUAUGUUGGGGUGUGAUGUAAUAUUUUCAUCUGUAGUCCAUGAAAAGCAUAUUGUUUGAAUAUUGACACAAAGCCUGUCCACAGUCAUUAAGAGUACAGAGUUUUAUUGUCCUUAAAUACCAUCAACACUUGGCUGCCUUACAGCUUUUGUGGAAUUUCAGAAGUAACAUAUCCCACUGCAUUUCCCAGAUAUACAUCUUUGUUUAAAAAAGAGCUGUAACAGUUUAUUUAAGGGCUGAAAGUCAUCAUUUCUGCACAGUAGCAGAUACAGUUGUUUUCUUGGGUACCUCCCCCAAGGCAGUUUGAUUUAUCAAAUUAACAUGCAGAUGACAAG